This is a messenger RNA of Microplitis mediator, 1558 nucleotides long. Its product is annotated as zip homologous protein 2-like. The coding region runs from base 336 to 1097 and encodes 253 amino acids. Gene Ontology annotation, molecular function: SUMO transferase activity. The transcript has 4 exons. Gene Ontology annotation, cellular component: synaptonemal complex. Gene Ontology annotation, biological process: protein sumoylation; reciprocal meiotic recombination; homologous chromosome pairing at meiosis. The record is from RefSeq and is a predicted model, not a curated record. Lineage: Eukaryota; Metazoa; Arthropoda; Insecta; Hymenoptera; Braconidae.
UUUACUUCAUCUGUCUCAUAUUACCACUGAUAUAUAUACAUAUAUAUACUUACUGAAUUAGCGGGAAAAAAUUAUCGGAAAAUAUUUACAUCAUGACGUCAUACAUCAAACUGUUUUAUCAGCACGCAGAAUCGAAGGAACGCGUGAUUUUUAAAAAUAAACUGACAGCGCCAGUUUUUAAAUUUUGCGCGCGGGCGCUUUAGUAACUUUGAGUUAUUUAAAAUUUUGUUGGAACAAACCAAGGAUCCAACUCAUUUCCUCCAUCCUCUAGAAGUACCAGGACGUUCUGAAUUGAUCUCCAAUCAAUAAUUAAAAUCAUCAAGAAUAAAUUGAUCAUGUCGCAAAUUAAUUGGCUCCGCUGUAAUAAAUGCCGGCUACUAAUGAGCUCGGCAAUAAGAAAUUUUUUUAUUUCACAAUGUGGUCAUAUUUUUUGUCAUGAAUGUGCCACGGCAGGAGGUACCGUUUGUCAGCAAUGUCAGGCACCAGACAUUCGAUUGUUGGAGUUGAAGGAACCACUUCCUCCAGUAAUUGCUGAUUUGCAUACACCGUGCAUCGAAUUCAUGGAGCAAAUGGUGAUGACUGCCAAGUUCCAGUUGGGCCAGAUCGCAGCAGUCAACAAAUUCGUCCAAAAUACGGAUGAUAAGUAUUCGUCACUAAAACGUCUGUACUGGGAGCAACGUAAAACAUUUAUGAAAUUACAACAGGUUCGAGAGAAAAUGAAAACUGCUUGCGAUGAAUGGAAAGCAGUCAGACCCAAUUACCAGCACAUUCUCAAUGCCGCUGGUUCAAAUCGCAGACAUGGUCCACCUGCAAAUUUCUUUGGUCAGGAUGCUAAUGUUGUAAAUAAUUUCAAUCGUAAUCAACGAGCUCAGCGUUCUAACUAUCAAUUUACCAGACAAGUUGCGUUCGUUAGUCCAAACAAUCCUUACAAUUCAGACAAUUCAAAUUCAUCUUAUGUAUCAAAUAAUUUGAGCUCAAACAUGACUCCUCUUAGUGUUCAUCGUAUGAUCAACAACAGGAGAGUUCCAAGAUCAGCCGGUAGUUCAUCAACUGCUGCUACCAGUAACAGCUCAUCUUUAAAUAUCAAUAUGUUUUAAUAAAAAGUAAAACUGAUCUCUUUCAUUAAUUAAUAAUAAUUAAGUAAAUAAUUACAGUCAACAUUAAAAUAAAUACGGGUUUAUUUUUGAACAUAUAAUACUAAUACAAAUAAUUAUAAAAAAGUACGAAAUCGGUGACGAGUUAUAAUAAUGAUACUGAAGUUAGCAGACGUCUAAUAAUUUUUUGAUUUUUUUUUAGACGAUAAACCAGAAGAAAAAAAAUUUUUUUAAAAAUUGCACCUGUAGUUUUUUAAAUUUUCUACAUGUGCAUAUUUUUAUUUUUUUUUUUUCUUCAAAUUUAAUUGUUCAAAAAAAAAUCCAAAAAUUUUGAAUUGUCUGCUAACUUCAGGAUCAUUUAUAAUAUUACAAGUUUAGAGCUAACUCUAGUCUUAAAUAAAUAUUAGUACGAAAAAACGUUUUUUAAUAGUACGGAAUAAUUUAUAGUAAUAAAUAUUAAAUAA